GCCGGCGUGGAAACCGCCACUGUGGCUUGAACAGGCGCCCGAUCCUCGUCGACGUCAUUCAUCGUCGGUCCCCUUUGAAGUUCUGACUGCCACCAUCUUCAAGACGCCAGUCUCCAGGCUGCGAGUAUAGCGGCCAUCAGGUUCCUUCUUCGCACCAGGAGCGUCUACAAUCCAGGAGGUUAUUGUUCCAAAAGUGCAUCUCACAAACCUAUACCCUAGAGAGCAGGCGAUCGCUCAGACAUUGCGCUGGAGAAUCCAUACCUGAUUCAACAUUUCAGUGCAUCACCAUUGAUAUCGACUUCACUCGGCCGGGCUGCCACGAUUUCCUCUACUACCGGUUGAAGAAAGUUUACCUGAUUACCUCUCUUUCUUGUUCUUACGAAACUCCACCACUAAGUCCCUCGUGUGUUCCCAUCGACUCGAAUCUCGCCUCCAGUCCGUCUGAACAAGUUUUGUCAGCCAAUUGAGGCUGAUCAAGUUUCUCAAAAAUGUCCGAACUUCCAGAUUACUAUGCGAUCCUCGAAGUAUCACCGACAGGGUCUGCCGACGACAUCAAGCGCGCAUACAAGAAAGCGGCGUUGAAAUGGCAUCCAGAUCGCGUGCCGACGGACUCGCCCGAACGGCCCAAGCGGACCAAGAUGUUCCAACGGAUCAACGACGCAUACUACGUGCUCAGCGACACGACGAGGCGGAAAGACUACGACGAGGCGCGCAAGUUCCACGGCACCAGUUUCGAUAAUUUUGACUACGACGACGAAGGUGAAGAAACGGCCGAAGAAGAGAUUCCUCGCACCAACAACAAACCGUCUGGAGGCUUCGCCUCGUGGGCAAACAUGUUUGGCUUCGGCAAGUCCGGCGCGACACAAGACAACAAGGAUAGCCAAGAAUCCCGGUUCGCCAAUGACCAGUUCGGCUCGGUGUUUGAGGAAAUGAUGGGCGAAGAUGGCAUGGCCGCCGAAGAAGAUGGCAAGAAGGUGCCCACGAAACGCUUCUGGAGUGUUGCUGGUGGUAUUGCCGGCGCCGUGAUAGGAUUCAUCAUGGCCGAUGUCGUCGGUGCCAUCCCUGGCGCCAUGGCGGGUGCAAAGGCUGGUGCUAUCAGAGAUGCGAAGGGCAAGUCUGUGUAUGCUGUCUUUCAAUCGCUCGAGCAAGACCAGAAGGCGAGGAUUCUGAGCGAGCUGGCUGCGAAGUUAUUCAGUGGGGCCAUCAGCUAGUUGAUGCGUCAUGGAGGUGGUGUCUUUAAAAGGGGAUCUCCUUGGUUGUGGUGUGGUUUGGACCGCUUCAGCGAACUUUUGAUGGGAUCAGAAUUGAAAAAUCAGAAGUAUAUGUGCCUACAGGAAACAAGGGAGGAUGGCCGAGAUAACUUGAGAUGCGAGGGCGUGUGGCGUAUGUUUUUUUUUGGCAUUCUUCUCUUUCGUGAUGGCAUUGGAAGCCGACGGUAUAGCGUAGGUAUGGUAUACUGGAGCGAAAUGCAUAUUAUCAUUAUAGAUUGCUAUCUGUCGUCCAGAACCUUGAUACCUUGUGUUCAAGAUCUAUUCAAUGUAGCCUUCCGGAGAACCCGUACCGUUGUCCUGUCCACUUUGCAAGGUAGUGUUAACAUUGUAUUUAUAUCAAUGUACACAUCGCAACAAGG
Exophiala dermatitidis NIH/UT8656 is the source of this 1630-nucleotide messenger RNA. RefSeq lists its product as uncharacterized. The record is from RefSeq and is a predicted model, not a curated record. NCBI's taxonomy places the organism in Eukaryota, Fungi, Ascomycota, Eurotiomycetes, Chaetothyriales, Herpotrichiellaceae. The transcript has 2 exons. Bases 489 to 1211 code for a protein of 240 amino acids.